Dendroctonus ponderosae (mountain pine beetle) is the source of this 6417-nucleotide messenger RNA. Its product is annotated as coiled-coil domain-containing protein AGAP005037. NCBI's taxonomy places the organism in Eukaryota, Metazoa, Arthropoda, Insecta, Coleoptera, Curculionidae. Gene Ontology annotation, cellular component: cytoplasm. The record is from RefSeq and is a predicted model, not a curated record.
CUCGGCCUGACGCGAUUUCCGUUCGCAUGUUUUCUAUCAAAACGCCGCCAAUCGCCCUAAUCUCGAUCUUUUCCGCCCUUAAACUGUGUAGUUUUGCCCGGAACCGGUCGUACGUAAAUAGUGCUCCGCUCUUAAAGUAGUCGUCCGGACCCGCCUUAAACCCCUUCAACGUUGUGUUUUUGUUUCGCACUUUGUCGCUUUCCAAAUGGCAGUUCGCUGCUGCCUGCCGGUGAAGCUUGUUUAAAAAAGGCCCGAAAACUUCGUGAAAAUGUUGACGCGGUGGAAGAGCAAAGACAAGGACAAGGACAAGUGCGAAAAGUCGACGUCCAAUCAAAAGUCCAGCUCCUCGUCAACGUCGAAGAAGAAGCGAAAGAUCGGCAGGGAUGGAGAGGAAGAAUGGAAUUCCGAUGGAAAAUCCGGAAGAGGAAGCGACGGAAGCCUCGUUUUCCUGCAGUACCGCAACGAGACCAAGCGCGCCCUUUUGCCCAACGAGAUCACCUCAAUCGACACCGUGAAGGCUCUGUUUGUGCGAUCGUUCCCCAAACAGCUCACCAUGGAGUACUUGGACUCGCCCAACGUGAAGAUCUACAUCCACGACCCCUCAAAGGACAUGUUCUAUGAACUGGAGGACUUGAGGUCGCACUUGAGGGAGAUCAGGGAUAGAUCAGUGCUGAAGCUGUUUGAAUCGGCCGAUGUAUCAGGAGGACUGCCUUCGGCAGGCAUCGGAAUUGCUGGCGGCGUUCAUUUUGAGGAUCCCAGCUACUUUUCUGAGCCGGAAUUCGACUCCGAGUACCAACAUCAGCAUAUCCACAAGAGCAAGGCAGGCGGUAAAGCUGCGCCUUAUUAUAUGGGUUCCACCACCAGUCUGCCUAGAGGAGCGACUUUCCUCCGGACCUAUUCGCCUGCAGUUUCCAACCUCCCUGCUGAGAGGCUAAAGCCGCUGCCCACAGGAGCCCCCCCGAAACCGCAACGUGCUUAUAGUGGUGGGAGUCGGCCCACCAAUGACACGCCACCACGGCCGCCGGACCGAUUUGCCCCCUUCCAAAGGCCUGUCAACCCCCUCUAUGUACCAGAUGGUUACAUGUCGUCGCCGGAAAGGGGCUCCAGAUACGAGGAUCCCUACUACAGCCAGUAUGGGACAAGGUCCGGAUCGAUCACUCCCGUGAUAGAUGAAGAAGUGAGCGACACUGAGCUCCUAGAUGAUUCCUACUCUCUAUAUGGAGUGAAGGUGCCGGGAGGCGCAGCCCCCCGAACAAGCCCUCGGCCCGGAUUUCCAGCCCCAGCCGCUGUUCCCUACGAUGCCACCAGGCUGCGAGUGGAGAACAUGGAGCGCCAGCUGGCCAACCUCACUGGCCUGGUGCAAAAGGCGCUCACCCAACCAAACACUCUGCAGAUACCAGGCCGAGAUGGCUAUCGAGGAGACGAGUUCGAUAAGAACUCCAGCUCGAGCUCGGCAUCGUUGACAGAUGAUUCGUUCCUUCGGUCCGACAGCAAAGCGCCCAAAUUGGGUAAAAGCGGCUGUCAUAAGUCCGUUUCCUUUGAGAAGUCGGUCUCAUUUAGCGACGAACCGCCCGAAAUGAACUCGCCUAAACAGCACAGUCCUCAACAUGCAGCGGACCAAAAACCCACCAAACCCGCCAUUAAGUCAUCCACGCUUCCCAGGACUUCGUCGCAGGAGCGGGAUCGACUGAAGCCGGCGCCCCCUCCCAAGCCGGCCUCACUUUCGCCCGGCCAAUACGACAGUCGGAUUUACCGGGACCUGCAACUCACUCCCGAGAUGUACAAUCAGCUGCGCGGCCUGCAGAAAAAGGCCAAAGAUCUGCGGGCUGAAGUGAGGAAUCUGCGCAGAAUGUCGCAGGCGCAAGCGCACUCCGUUAAGGAGACUAUUCGGGAUGCUUUCAUCAAGAUCAGGGCCACGUUGUUGGCUGGAGGCGAACAAGUCUGGCAAGCAGGCAUGGACCAAGAACGGGUGAGACUCAGCAGGGAAGAAGACUUAUACAAGCAGGAAAUGCUGCGGCUGGAAAAAGAUCUGAGCGAGUUGGAGUCCACGGUGGAGGAACUGAGAGGCAAUGUGAUCAACCGCAAGACCAGAGUGAACAUGUCUGAUGUGGAAAACAUGGCACUGAUCCUGAGCAAGAGUUCCAAAACUGUUGCCGACUUGAAACUGCGGUUCCCAGGUCUGCAGGACAGCAUGAAGGCCCUGCUGGCCACCGAAAUGGACAAGAUGAUGCGCGAAGAAAAGUUCCUCAAGGAGGAACCCGAGCGGCUGGAGAGCGCGCUACGCCGUUGCAAAAAGCUAACUGGAACUCUUGUCACCCUUAAGAGACUAGCCAGUGUUCAAGAACAACGACUUCCCUGCUCAAAUUCCAAUAGCGAUGGAAGGCUUUCGCCCAUCGCCACCGACACGCCCCCAGUUACCUCAUCGUCCACUCACAGCAAGCCCCCUGCCGCUCCACGCAUGGGGUCGCUCCUCCUCGGGGGAGACUGCCACAGCAGCUCCUCCGACUGUUCCCAGCGUCCGGAGAACGCGCUCGACGCUCUGCUAGACGAGCUGCAGACCUUCUCCAAGCCCCAUCCGGGCACGCGAUCAUCUUCGGAGAGCUCGGAGCCGCCUGCCAUCCCAGCCAAAGGCAUCGCCCCCAAUCGGCCGCCCCAGAUGUGCGACAUCGGCCGCAAGGGCAGCAUGGACUCAGCUUCGUUUCUCCCCAGCAACAAUUUGACUGUCAGCACAGCUACGGGUAGCUUGCGGCGUUUGCAUUCCUACCCCAGCGGCUCGGACACUGAUAACAGUCCGCCCAUUCAGCCGCUGCAAGCGAAAACUGCUAGUAAGCCUCCUAUUCCAGAGCGAAACAGCGAGCUCCUGCAGCAUGUAGCGGCAGGAAAACGCGUCCCGCCGCCUCCGCCUCCUAGGACGAGCUCCAAGUCGCCGCUGGCUUCCCCCACGUCGCCCAGCCUGCCGCCCCGGGCGGCCGCUGAGCUGCAGCUUGCUCAGAACAUGCAGGACUCCGACAAGCCGAUGUCCCAGUUUGAGCAGGCGACGCAGAACUUGGGGCUGCAGACGCUCAGACGCAACGUCCCGAUGCGGUCGAGCCUAAAAGACAGCAGCAAGUCGCAGACUUUGCCCAGAAACGUCGGCUCCAGCCUGCAGAUCCCGAACAGCGACAGCGACGCGAUCUCGGCCAGCAACUCGAGCAGCUGCGAAAGCGUCAACUCGCAGGACGGCAAGUGCUCGAAAACGCGCAAGGAGGAGCUGGAGCAGCGCCACCAGGAGCUGCUGCGCAAGCAGAAGGCGCUGCAGGAGCAGUACGCGAGGCUGCAGCAGCUGCAGCGGGGCACCAACGCCCUGGCCAUCAUCCCGCCAGCGCCCGACCAGCUGCUGAAGAAGACCGGCAGCGAAUCGAACCUGCUGCAGAAGAUGGGGCUGCAGAUGGCCACCUCGCAAAUCACCGGGUCGCUGACCAAUAUUCCCAGCACCCAUGUAGGGAAGGUGGCUCCACUGACUGACCCAAGCGAGGGUCAAGAGGCGAUCUUAACCGGUCAGCAUCAGGAAAGCAGCCAACAGGAGGGCCAGAAGAAGGUGUAUGAGACCGAAAUCCUAUGACCGGGCCUGCAGGAGGAUGUGCAGAUUGAAUGUUGACCCCAUUGGUAAUUAUCGGCCGCAGAAGAGGAGGAAGUCUUUGAAGGCGGCCCGAAGGGUUAAUAGCUUUUCGGUUAGGAAAUUGUGAUCAAAGCAGCAGCCAACAGUUGAAAAAUACAGGGACGAAACGGGCAAAAGCACAGUCAAAACCAGCCAGGACAACGUUGUCUGUCUGAUAUUCAGCCAAUGUUCUUCAGAGAAAAAGAGCAGUAAGCGGACGGUUUUGCCUGGAAACUGCCACUUUUGCUCUGGGUGGCUUCUUUUUCAUUCGGAAAAUCUAUUUAAUUUCUUUACGUAAUGCAUGUUUAACCACCACCGAGCUUUACUGUGUUUACUGUGUUUCUGCCGAUGAAAAUCCAAUCUGCAUUGUAAUUUUAGGAAUGUUUCUCUUGUUUGAAAUGGCGCUUCUAAUGGAUCCUCAACGCUUUUUCCCUCAAUUCUUUGGCAAAACUGUUCAGGUUUUUUCAAAGCUCUAAAGUCUAAACAAGCAUUUCCAAGCCGAUCCUCAAAAAGCGAUUUUUAGGACUAGUUGAAACUCAACGUUUUCAGUUCGUCCGAGAAAAUCUGAAAAUGUUCUUUUAGUAUCAAAUGUCGUUUCCGGGACACUGAAGACUGGAGUCUCAGCGCUUUUUUGCGCCAAAAUCUGUCCCCGGUCGUAAACUUCGCAGUUUUGUGUGAACUGGAACUGUGAAGUUAGAAGGAAUUAGCCAGUGAAACUUGCGCUAUUUGGUUGUUCUGAGUUUCAAUUGUGAAUAGACAACCACUAUUCAUUGUUGCUUCUGGUCAAAUGUUCCGAAAGAAAAAUGUUAUUUUUCUUUAUUUUUUAAGAUGCUUUAUCCGUCCAAAGUGAGCAGUAAACUAAUUUUUUUGGACUAUUCUUCAAGUUUUCUCGCAAAAUGGUAAACAAAUUGUUUUUAUUCUGUCUUUGGCAAAAGUUCGAUUUGUGGAAAUUUCACCUUAAACCCAACCAAAACUCGGUUUGUUCCGAGCUCUAUUCGGUUUAAGUGCAAUUUUUUUCAACUCAAUUUUGUUCUUCAAAAAAAUCAAGGAAAAAUUACACUGAAAAACACUUCUGUUGGCAGAAUUUCGGUUGCAACCAGACUUCCUUUUCCAUUUCAGCCCAAAAAAUCGGGAAUAUUUCACGGUGAAAAUGCGUCUUUUGAAACAAUCAUCCAUAUAACAUUUUUCAUUCAGGUUGUCUAUUCACAACUCAAUUUUUUUAGGUUUAAUCCAAGUCUCCUUCAACUAGCAGUCCCUAAAGAAGCAUUUCCAAGCCGGUCCUCAAAAAGCGUUUAAUUGAUUUUUAGAACUAGUUGAAACUCAACGUUUUCAGUUCGUCCGAAAAAAUCUGAAAAUAUUCUUUUAGUAUCAAAUGUCGUUUCCGGGACACUGAAGACUGGAGUCUCAGCGCCUUUUUGAGCCAAAAUCUGUCCCCGGUCGUAAACUUUGCAGUUUUUUUGCGAAAAUAUCACUAUUUAAUCGUGCGUUUAUCUUAUUUUUUAAAGCGUGAACUGGAACUGUGAAGUUAGAAGGAAUUAGCCAGUGAAACUUGCGCUAUUUGGUUGUUCUGAGUUUCAAUUGUGAAUAGACAACCAUUAUUCAUUGUUGCUUCUGAUCAAAUGUUCCGAAAGAAAAAUGUUAUUUUCUUUAAUUUUUCAAGAUGCUUUAUCCGUCCAAAGUGAGCAGUAAACUUUUCUUCUUCCACUUGAGUUCGAAACUUUAAAAUUCCACCACUUAAUAACUGUUUGAGCCACAUUCCUGACUUGGAGAAAGUUUCUCAGUUCCUAGAAAAUCAAUGGAGGAUCGGACCCAAAUGAAUUUUUUUGCGCUUAUCAACAAAGGCUUCUUCUAUUAGUGAUCAAAAGUUCCAAUUUUUAAUGGAUUAAAUGUAGAACAUUUUUCUUAAUUACGAACGUGCACGUUUUAAGCCGCAUUUUUUCAACUUUUACCUUUAUUGGAUUACUGAAUAAAUUGGCCUCGGUUUUGAUUGAGGAGUUAUUAACCCUUCGGAAAAGCGACCAGCCCACCCCCAUAUCAUUUCAGUUGUUUUCAACUUAAAUAACGAAAGCUUCGCCUGUUUUUGUUGAAUUUUGUACCCCAAGACACACCCCGAUGUGGCCUCAGACGGAAAUACUGCGCACUUAUUUUUACGAGAAAUCUAGUCAAUAUACAUAGGUAGUGGUUAUUUUGAUAAUUUAGACUGAUAAUUGUAAUGUGAGGCAUUUUGUAUCAAUUUCUAGAGAUGCAUUUACAAGUUAGAGGGAGGUUUGAUUGAACCUCCCUUGGUUGAUUGUUUUUCAGCUGUGCACUUUAAGUAAUCACGAUGUAAAUUCAGCACAUUGCAAAUUAAUCCGUUAAUAUGACACCAACAAUUAGGUCUAAUAUUGCUCAAAACGUUUGUAAGCGCCACGUUUAAUUAGAGUGGUGGGUUUUUUACUUAAAUGUCCCAUAAACACCAAAUGUGUUGAGUAACCAGUUCAGUUGGGAAUGAACGACACAAUUUACAGUCUCCCAGUGAAGAAUGUAACCCAAAGCCAAAGAACUUGAAGACUUCGAUAUUUUUACCACUCACUAGCCAGUAGUUUUUGGGGCUCGACUAACCCUGUGAAUGUUUAGUUUCCGAAUUUUCUAUACUAUCCAUUAAUGUACACCAAACUAUGUAAGACUAUGGACUCAUAUAACACACAAAUCAAUGUAAAUAGCUGUAAUGAUGAAUGCAAGGUGGCCACUGAACCUUAAGGGUGCCAAUGUAAUUAAGUAUAAUAAACACAUCACAUUGA